Kalmanozyma brasiliensis GHG001 is the source of this 2553-nucleotide messenger RNA. Its product is annotated as FYVE zinc finger. Lineage: Eukaryota; Fungi; Basidiomycota; Ustilaginomycetes; Ustilaginales. Gene Ontology annotation, molecular function: metal ion binding. The record is from RefSeq and is a predicted model, not a curated record. The transcript has a single exon. The coding region runs from base 1 to 2553 and encodes 850 amino acids.
AUGACAGUCGAAGAUGCAGCAGGGUCGCCCUCCCAAUCCUCCUCGUCCAAGCGUCUUUCAUACGUGCCAUAUCAGCGCAAAUCUCAUUCGAGGAAUGUAUCCGGUGCUUCGAUCGCGCCGAUCGAAAGCCCUGAGCCGGAGACAAGGUUCUCGCAUGCCGCGGUCGAGUCCGCUCUGGCAGCACAUCGCCCGAAUCCGCUCAGCACUUCGGACAGCAGAAGAGGCAGCGCUGCCUCGGGUACGAUACCCGCCUCCUCUACGCCUCUUCGAGCACAAGCUUCUUCCCCGCGCACGCCUUCCGCACUGAGUCGGCCGGCCGUCGUCGCUUCACCGUCCGCUCGAGGACUGGGCCUCGUUCGACCGAAUCGUGAUCUGGAUGCGCCCCCGCCCCCAUUACGAGUGGCUUCGAAACUCGCUUCCAGCAGCAUUCCACCAGCGAGCUCGGGAGCUGUUCGGAGUCAGCAGGCUGCUCCUUCGUCAGCUCACUCGCAGACACACAAUGGCUCAACACCAUCAACUCCCAGCUCUUCAGCAGCUCGUCAUGACCGUAGUCAAAGCACCGCAUCGACAUCGACAGUACGCGCAGCCGAUCGACCCCGCUCGCCGCAAAAGCUAUCAGAGACAUCUCGGACCUCGAGCAGGGUACAGCCAAGUAGCACGAGCUCGACUCCUAUCCACAUCUCUUCUCGAGACCAAGCCAAGCCGCACGACGCGUUCAAUGGUGGCACACCCGUGUCGACGAGCGCAGCGUCCAGCCUUCGAGGAUCAAGCAAGGCUUCUUCUGCUGUUGCCAGUCCUCCCGAUAGUCGCUCUUCAACACCGAUCAUAGGCGCAUCUGGCAUCUCCAUCCCCGCUCACGUCAACUCGUACGCCGCACUUCUCGCGGCUCAGUCUAGGCUGGGUCCGAUUCCUGUUCCACAAGGCGUCGCUUUAGCGCAAGCUGCCGGUGCACCCACGUCAAGCGGUCAGUCUGUAGUCGCAGCCGCUUCGGAUGGAAGGCGGACAGCGUAUCGAUCCGGCUUCCAGCCCAAGGGAGUCGUGCGCGUAAGGACGGGCGACUUCGCAGAAUUGAGGAACAAGAACAGGAGUGAAGGAGAGAUGGAGGCGCAACGAAUGGACCGAAGGCUUGCGAAGCUCAUCGCCAUCCAUUUCGCUCCGAUCACCGACGCAGAAAAGUCUGCAGUCGGCUCGCCAAAGAAGUCCCUUGGAUCUGCCUUCAUCGAUCUCGAUCUUGACGAGCUGAAACGAGACCCGAGCAGCGUCCUCAGAAAAGGCGGGAGCGAUCUGUGGACCUCUUUCAGAGCGCGAGGACGCGGCGAGGAUCCCGCCAUCCGACAGGCGGAGCAAAGUAUCGUCAACUGGCAGGACGACGACGAGGUGAAAGCAUGUCCGAUCUGCUCCACGCCCUUCAGCUUCACCGUCCGCAAGCACCACUGCCGACUGUGUGGGCGCGUUGUCUGCGCUUCGCCUCAUCUUACACGACUCGCCUGGGCAGAGCAGAUGGGUCCAGGAACAGGCAAGGUGCUGACACCCGAAGAGCGCGCCGCGCUCGAUGGAAAGUGCUCCGGCAACAUUGUCGCCGACCCGAUCAGCGGCCGCGUCGAGGAGGUCAAAGAAGGAGCCGCUGCACCGUCCAAGUCCGGAUCCAGCGCGGCGCAGUCGAAGGGCGUGCGCGUCUGUCUCGACUGCAAGGCGAUCGUGCGCAAGCGCCAGUACAUGAUGGACGACGAGCCGCUGCCGGUCUUUAUGAAGCUGUACGAAGCGCUGAUGCGCGUGCAGAAGGAGAUCGAGCAGUCGCUCCCGGAGUUCCAGGAGAUGGUGCUCGGCUUGCAAAAGCACGACCAGACGGCCGCCCUCGGAUCGAGCAUCCGUGCCAACAUCGAGCUCCAGCGUGACGCCGUGUCGGCACGCAAGCAGCUGCUGGCCAACUUUGCCACCUACGACGAGCUUGCGAAACGUAUACGGGCGUUGCCUGUAGCAGACAAGGACAGUGCGGGCGAUGCAGCGCAGGAACGGAUUCAGUACGCCAUCUUUACGCGCGCCAACCUGUUCUUGCAGCAGAACAUGCUGCCACUGCAAAGCCUGCCGAAGCCGGGGAGCAAGAAGAACAUCGACGCGAGCUCGGAUACGACGGGGAGCGCACCGAGCUCGCCGCAACCCGCAUCGCCGCGAAUGGCACCACGACGAGGAACAGCGACACAGCACGCCAACAAGGGCUCCGUCAGCUCGGUCGCCAGUUUUCGGUCGCUCUUCGGGGGCAGCACCGGCAGCGCAUCCGGCUCUCUACGUGCAAACACACGAGCCGACCUCGACGAGCAGCUCAACGACGACGAGCCCUCCGACGAUCAUCUAGCAAAUGCAACGCCGGACGAGCUCAAGGAACAGCUCAAGGUGCUGCUGGAGCAGGAGAAGUUGGUCGCCGACUACGUCGAGAGUGCAGCCAAGGCGCGCAAGUUCGAGGACGCUAAAACGCUCAAACGGAGCCACGACGAGCUGUGUAAGGAGAUCCUGCGCGUGCAGCGACGGUUGGUGGUGUCCGGCAAUGGACGCUGA